GAGCGAUCCACUAGAGGACGACGGCAGACGAUCGGUUCCUCGUUUCUGCAGAGUUGUCCCCGAUACGGACGGCCGAUUCCCGACAGAAAGUGCCCAAAGUGACGUGUGAUCGAUUGAGGAAUUGGUUUUUACCUUCCAGAGCGUGCCACCGCUCGAACCGGGAGCAAAGUAAACGCAGUAAAUUCGGUGGAUGUUAAAAUCCGGGACUGUAAAAACAACCACGGACAAUUUUCACACGAAUGGUAACACGGUCGGUGCGAGGGGUGUGCGCGUGGUGUAAGCGGCAGGGUGCUCGCUGACAGUGGUGUGUGUUUCGUGGAACCCUACUUGCGUACGUGCAAGCGCCUCCAGGAACGUAAGCGAACAGCGGUGCGGCAGAGACGGCAAUACAACAAGGAGCAGCACCAGUGUUGCCCGUCGCUGCGGUCCGUCAAUCCAGCAGCAGACGACGACGCCCGUCAAAGUGCGUUCCGAUUUCGGUGUGUUGGUGGCAGCACUGUGCGGCGGUUGUGCUUUCCCUGCAUAUGUGACGUGCGUUCCGAUGUCAGUAUUGUGUGUUUUCAUCAAGCGCCGUGUUGAUGUGAGUGCGCUGAAGAGAAUACUGCCACCAUCGGUAGGAAAUUACUCUUGAUCCAACGGAUUGGAACGCAAUGUUUGAGCAGGAAAUUUUCCCUGCUGCCCGAAAUGCCACACUGCGUGUAUUGAACGGGUGGAAUCAAGUUUGCGGGAGUGUUGCAAUCAAUUAAAGGACUGAACGUUUCAUUGCGAAGAUAUCGGACCAAAAAGUGUUGUAUUCAAGUGCGAUACAUUCGCGAACAGUGGACACAUAAGAACGAGCGAUUAGAGAGUGUUAAUAACCUUUUGAUGUGCAAGCUGCGCCCCUCGUCGGAUUCCUCUUCAGGGACCCCUCGUGUCAACAAGCUCAUAAACUGGAUGGUCGUCAUUGAAGCAGAACUUUGUGUUUACAUAUAUGUGUAUUAAAGAAACCGUGGAAGAAGCAUCAGGCGGCCAGCAAUCGAAGGCAGUGAUUGAAUCGCUGGCUCGGCAAAACAGAUUUGCCGGAAGUGUUUUCCUCCGGAAAAAAGUGAUUGAUAUGGAAAUCUAAAUCCGCAGAAAAAAGUGUUGAAGUUUUUUUUUUACCGAGAAAUACUCGAUUAAUAUUACGCAGGAAGAGAUAUCCUCGCGCGGUCGCCCUCCCUCUAUACUGGUGUGCGUGUGGCCCUUCCUGGCCCGUCGUCCGACCGAGAAGAAUAGCUUCUGGAUCAAUUGAGGUGCCCAUCGCCGAAUAAUCAAUCAAAUCCCCCGUGUGAGUGAUUUACAUCCGUCAAUGAAUUCAGCUUCCACCAGAAGGGAUCUAGAUUACAGUGAAGCGAAAGUUGGGCCCAUCAAGGAAGGCAAAUCGGUCCAAGGGGCAGUCAGGGCAGUGCGAGUGCGAAUUCGGUGCGUGUGUAUAUCAUCAUCUUCCUCCUAAAAGUGGGUGCAAUAGAGUGGUGUGCGUGUACGUCUCUCCAUUGUUAUCUGAAAUCGAUUGACGACGUCGCGCUUGUCAACUGGAAAAAAUAAGGAAAAUAAAGAAAUAUUUGCAAGGUGAAAUCAGAGAAAAAUAAUCGCGACGGCAUUGUGAAGCAAAGAAGAAGUGUAUUAGUGAUUAAAAGAAGCAUCCCUGGGUCCGUCAUUCUGUGCGAAGUUUUACAAGUUUUCUGCCGCAAAUGCAACAAAGGCAAUUAGAAGAAGCUCGAGUGGUCGCCCGUAGGCAAUAAUGCAUCCCACUUGCGACGGGGUGAUCGAGCCAUGGAAAUAGAUGUAAGGCAGCAGAGCAAGCAGCGCAACAAACGACGGGAACGGGCCCAACGUAUGAUAGCCGAGCGGGAUAAGGAUGCCGCCGCCGCCGAUGGUACUGCCGCCGCUGGUGCGGCUGCCUCCAGUGCCGGCGGAGGCGGCGGAAUCGGCGCCGGAUUCGAUCCGGACGACAGUGCCGACGAGGACGUGCCGAUCAGCCGCGAGAAGCCACCGCGGCCGACGGUCCGGCGGAAGCGCAAGGAGAAGGAUCCCUCGCCGAUCCUGGAGGAGGACAUAGUGGACGGGUUCGCCAUCCUCGCGUUCAAAUCGUACGAGGACCUGGAGUUCGCCGUCAAGUUAGGCAACAAACGAAACGAGAAGCGCCUGUCAACUCUGGUUGAGCUGACGACGCUGAUGGUCGACGACAAGCCGCCGAAGAUUAUCGACACGACGGCCCAGAAGAUCGAUCAGCAGAAGGCGGCAGCGGCCGCAGCUGCCGCCGCAGCAGCCGCCGCCCAGGAGUGCUGGAACGCCAACGCCGUCAACAAUAACAACAACAACAACAACAAUGGUAAAACCAUUGACGAUGGCAUCAGCAACAAUAGUGGCAUCGGUACCAAUAGUGAUAUUCCGCCAAGCGUGGUACCACCGACCAUGAAUGGUGGCCCACCGUCGGCAGCGGUGGCGGCGGCAGUGGCAGCGAACGUUACCACCAACGGUAGCUGCAGCAAUAGCAGCAGCAGUAGUAGUCUGAGCAGUGUUGCCAGCAGUGGCAUCACCGUUGGCAGUAGCAAUAGCAAUGGCAGCACCAGCAGCAGCCUCAGUGCGCUCACGGCGGUGAGUGGCGCCAGUGCAGGCAGCGGAAACAGUGGCGGUGGCGGCGGCGGUGGUGGCAGCAGCAGUAGUAGUAGUAGCAGUAGUAGCAGCUGUAGCAGUAGUGGUAUCGGGAGCAGUAUUAUUAGUAGCAAUGGUGUAAGCGGGGUCGCCGGCGGUAGCAACGUUAACCAUAUUAAUCAUAACCUAUCGCUGCCGCCCAACGUCGAUCCGGGCACAUCGGACGACAGUGGCCGGGCGUCGGAGCGGCUGACCGCCUCGUCGGUGGCCCAGCGGGAUCCGGACAGUUCCCGGGACCGGUUGAGCGACGCCAGCAGCCGGUGCAGUUCCGGCAAAGGAUAUAUCUGUGAUAGCGAGGGAGACGAUGAUAAGGGUUCUGAUGGAGGGUCAGUCGUGUUUGCAUCGACACCACAGACGCAACCAUUGCAGGCGGUGCCUCCGGUGGCGGCGGCACCAAGCCCGGCGGCCCCCCGCAAGUCGGACUUCCCGCCGACGACGGGGCUGCCCCUCAGCAAUGGACCGCUGGCGGGGCUGGCGGGCAGUGCCAGUCCGGUGCCGGUACCGCCCGGGGUAGCCAGUGCGGCGGGACCAGCCCCGCCGGCUCCUUCGCCUGCCCCGGCGGCACUACCGCCGCCCAGCCUGCCCCCGCCUUACCCAACGACACCAAUGCAGGUUCCAAAUGGUCCGAUCGGUACCCACCUAACGCCCAUCGGUAGCCACCCCGCCGCUGUGGCGUCGCCGCAGUCGCAGCAACCCGGCGUGGCGUCACCCCAGCAACCGCAGCCUCCUGCGUCGCCACAGACGGCCGGACUGAGCAGUAAGCCGCUGCUACCGACGGCGUCGGCCAAGAUUCCGGCAACGUUAAGUACAACGACCGCAACGACGACGGUAACGACGGCACUGUCGUCGUCCCAGCAGCCCGGAAAGCAAGGGUCUCCUCAGUCACCACUGCAGCCGAUCGGUUCGGUUCCGUCGCCGGCCAUGCAGCAGCAACCGCACACGCCGCAAUCUCAGCCGCCGCCUUCACCACAGCAAACGCCAAUGCAGCAGCACAAUAGCAACAGCAACAGUAGUAAUAGUAAUAGCGCCCCUGUGAAGCCAUCCUCUGUUCCGAGUUUUAUCGGAGCGGGAUCGUCGUUUGCAGCGGUUACAACAUCGGCGGCGGCGGUGGCUUCGUUACCAAAUGGACUGCCACCACCAACAAUACCAGCCAACGGUGGUCAGCCGCCGCACGCAAACUCAAGCAGCAACAGCGCAGCGCCAUCUUCACUGCCAGUGAACGUACCACACACGCCACCAGCGGCAACGCCUGCGAGCGGGCAAAGCCCCGCCAUCCAUCCAUCUGUGGAAAGCUCACUAGCUGCGUCAACCAGUGGGCUGCGAACGCACAGUCCUGCUGUGGCCACAAGUGCUGCCCUAUCGGCGGCUGUGACGCCAACAGGUCUACUCAACGGAUCUCAUGCCACCCACCCGGGAAUUCCCCAUUCAGCCGCUAUGAUGUUACCGAACGGCCUCGGUAGUAUACCACCCCAUUAUCGAGCGGCUUACCCCGGGUACCCACUCUACGCCCCGUACGGUAGCUUUAACCACAAUCCGUAUCUGCCGCCCUCGGUGGCGGCACCGAAUCUGUCACCUCGAAUACAUCCUGGCGCUCCUCCAGGUCUCGGCGGAUUGCCUCCUUCAAUGCUUGGCCUUGGCCUAAUGGAUUCCCGAUUGCAGCACCAACUCGCGGGAAGCAACGGUAGUCCUUCGCAUCUACGCGACCGGGACGCCUCUCCGAUGGGUCAACCACCUUCGAAAACCGUACGGCCCAUCACGCCAAACGCCAACAGUAACGGCAGCAAUAGUAACUCCUCGUCAGCUCCUUCGGCAGCGACGGCGGCACCCCCUCAUUCCUCGAGUGGUCCAGUGCCGCCACCAUCCUCACAUAUACCAUCCCCACAUGGUUUAAGUACGGGCGCCCCGCAUGGCGCCACUCCUCCAUCAUCACACCCAUCGAUGAGGGAUCAGCCGCCAUCGCAGCUAACGCAUCCCUCACUCGGUGGCCCAUCACAUCUCUUACCUCCUCAUCAUCCUGCGGCCGCAUCCCAGCAGCCGCCACCACUUUCUUCGCAUCCUCAACCACCAGCGCCGCAUUUAGUAGGACCAUCCUCGCAUCAUCCGCUGGUGGGGCCCCUCCCACCGGGAAUGCAACACGGAAGCGCCCAUCACCUGUCAUCACACCUCCCGCCCACCAGUAGUAGCAUCAGCGGCAGCAUCCACAGCAGUAGUAACAGCAAUAGUUCCCAUCUGACGCAUCCUUCGGCUAUUUCCGUUAGUGGCGCCAGUGCGCGGACACAUUCUCCAAGGGGGCUUAGUCCCAGUCGGGAGAGGGACAGUUAUAGUAACUUAAGUAGUUUAUCGCGGUCGACGCCAGGAUCCGCGCUACCCUACGGCAGUGGAGGUAGCAGCGCGAGUAGCGCCAGUACCGGAGGUCCACCACCGGGUCCAUCACCAACGCUUCCUUACAGUUCGGCUGGUCCACCUGCACUAUCAUCUCCGGCGGCAAUGUCCGUUUCAUCGGCGGCAUCAUUGACCGUAUCUUCUAGUCUUACCUACCCCAAACCUUCGCUAGCGUCCGUAACGACCAGCAGUAGUUCCAGUGUGAGCACAAGCCUACCGCCGGCAGGUCAUCCGGGUUGGCCACCAACUCUACCCCCUUCGGCUGCUGCUGUGGGAGGACCAUCUUCCGUGGGGGUUCCACCGUCCCAUUCACCGGCAGCAGUCAGUUCCAUUGUAAAUAACAGUUCUUCCUCCCUAUCCCGACCAACUCCUCCUCCGCCUUCUGCCUCGUCUAGUGGACCAACGCCCACUCAACCACCGACGUCGCAUUCCUCCGUACCCCCGUCAUCAUUCCCAACGCCGCUGUUCGCAGCUCCGUUACCUCCGCCGGUCGUAUCCACGGCCAGUACACCCUCGCAACCCACGGCACCGCACCCGUUCUCGGCCGAGUCGUUAUUCACCACAAAAGACCAAGAUAUGCUGCGGCGCGAGUUGGACAAUCGGUUUCUGGACCGAAGUGGUCUCAGCCAGGUUCCUGCCCCGCCCUACCUGCGCCAGGAACUGCACCAUCACCAGCAUCAGCAUACUCAUCUCCAUCAGCAUCAACACCAGCACCAGCAUCAGCCAAUCCUUCCGACGGCUGCUUCUGCAUCGCCGGCGCUCUUUCCACCGCCUCUCUUCAAGGACGUACCCAAGAUCGGGGCCGUCGAUUCGCCCUUCUACCGGACGGGACUCGGAAUGCCAGCCUAUCCGUACGGUCCCGGACUGCUGCACCCCGGCCUAAGUGGACCGACACAGUUCGUGCCACCGAGCCACCUGCAAUCGUUUGUGCCCAAGCAGCAGGCUCCACCGGUUGACCCAACCAAAAAGAAAACCGGAAAAUGGAACGCCAUGCACGUGCGGAUAGCGUGGGAGAUUUACCACCACCAGGCGAAACAGAACCCGGACAAGGCGGCGUCGAUGAAGACGGCCACGGACAUGCUGCGGCCGCCGUCCCACAUGUACCCUCCGACGGCGGCCGGUCUCGUGCGACCGCACGAUCUGCCGUCGUCGGCGUAUCCCCCGACGGGGCUGCCCGGUCGGCCGGGGCCCUACGAGUCGGCACCGCUGCCGCCGAGUUUCAUCGGCUCGGCCGCUAGUCAUUUAGGUAAGGUUUUCCCCUCCGGAAUGGUCUUCAGCAGUAAUAGCCACCAUGUACUAAAUGCCGCUACAUGUGUUUCAAAAGGUGUCUCCCCCUUCGGUCGAUACGCUUCGCCGUACGGCGGGUCGCCCUUCAGUGGGCUAUCGCCGUUCUCGCGGGAUCUCCCGAUCGGAUCGCAAAUGGCCGGAUCGUUACACGACCCCUGGAGAAGUGCAAUACCACGUGGGGUGGCUGGGUAUCCGCCGGGGCCACCACCGGGAGCAGCCGGUGCGUGGCCACCGACGAUCAAGCCGGAUCCGAGCGUGGCAGCCGAAACCGCACGGCGAGAGGCGGAAGAGCGCGAAAGGCAACGGGAACGAGAUGAAAGGGAACGGGAACGGCAAAGGAGAGAGCGUGAAGAACGUGAAAAGCAGAGAGAACGAGAAAGGGAAGAAAAGUUACGCAAGGAACAGCAAGAGCGAGAGCGCGAACGAGAACGAGAACGGGAGAGGGAGCGGGAACGAAAAGAGAAGGAACGACGGGAAAUGGAAAGGCGAGAGAUGGAGCGGGAGAGGAUGCUAGUGCAGCAACAACGAGAAUCGAAGGCGGCCGCUGCAGCGGCCAGUGCGAACUCCAUGGUGCGGGACAGGUCUCCGCUCCGAAACGGAACGGAACUUGACAUCCGGAUCAAGGAAGAACCUCAAGUAAGCAUGCGCAGCAAAGAAGAGGAGAUGAUGAUGAGAAGUCAAGCAGCAGCUGCGGCUGCAGCGUCCGAUCCACGGUAUCACCCUUCGAUGAUGCCGCAUCCGUACAUGACCAAUCGACAUCCGGCGCAUAUGUUACCGACUGCCCACCUCUCCCGGUCGAUACUACCGCCAUCGAUGGGUAUUCCCUCGCAUUUCCCUCCACCGGGCCCUUGGGGAGCGGACCCCUUCCGAGACUAUCGGCUCGAAUCCUUGCAUCAGCUUCGAUACAACCCCAUGGUGGACCUGUACCGAGCGGAGGAAGCGAAAGCCUCGCUUCUCUAUGCAGCCCAGUCUGCGCACUACCGUGGUAAAGAACCAAGUCCUGUGCCACCACCCCAGUCGCACCACCGGAUGCAACCGGGACCUCCAGGACCCGGAGGCCCCCCUGGUGUGCCGGGUAGUUUGAAACCUCCGUCAUCGCAUCAGUUAGGGCCGCCCACCAACGGACCUAUGUCCGGAGCACCACAAGGAGGCCCCGGAGGACCUCCCCCAGGAGCGCCAGGUGGACCAGUACCCGGAAUGCCCUGCGGACCCGGACCCCUACCCGUAUCGGUAGAUAUGCACAAAAAGGAAGACUCCUGUCAAUCGCGAUGAUAGUCAUCAUCAACAGCGUCCACAUCAUUGAUCGUUAUUGAUGACGACGACUGAGGGAGGGAGCUGCUGCCACCACCAAAAUACACACAAACACAAGAAAAAGAACAAUAGCAGAGAGAUCGAAUCAAAAGCAGACCGAGAGAGCAUGUGAUGCACACUGAGGGGAGGACGUAGCGAAUCGACGCGUAGGAUGAGCGGUAGAGGAAGCAAAAACAACAAAAGGUGAUAUUUUUAAAUUGUAAUUAGGACGUUAAACACACACACACAUACACACAACCUCACACACACACACAUACAAGCGUGAAAAUGGUGCAACAAAACAUUGUUUUCGAUCGGAGAGCGAUUCGCGCGAAACAGAAAUUAUUAGUGAGAUAUUUAAUAUAAACAUAGGCGCGCAUGUAUUAUUGAUAGCAUAACUAACAAACAAACAAACACACACACGUACAUAUUUGUAGAAAUUGUGCAUUUUUUCCAAUUUAGUGGAAACCGAGGGGCGGAUGUCGUGUUACGUGCAUGUGUGUGUGUGCGCGCGCGUUGUGUAUAAGCAGAUGUAGUAGCGGUGUUUCAUCUCCGUCGUUGUUCAACGAUUGCUAAAUUGGAUAACACAAUUGGGCAAUUGGAAAAGAACAACCAACUAUUGGGAGCUGUGUGUAUGUGUGUGUGCGGGCAAUCGCGCGCGCGUAGCAAUACGCACACCAACACAAAUACGCAAACGCGGAAACAAAAAUCUGUACUAUAUAUUGUAAUUGUAAAUGUUAAGUAGUGAUAUUUGUAUAAACAAAACUUACAAAAAAAAACUGUGGGAGGGGCAGAGAACGGACGAUGGUGUAGGCGGUAAGAACAAUGUGUGACUCGAAGAGAGCCGUCAUAUUUAUAUUUUAUCAAUAAAAAAACUCUAGCAAGUCGGUAGCGUGGUUUUGUAGGACAUUGCCAGCGAUGUUUCAACGAUGGUUUUUGUUGUUCGUGUGUGCGGAAGCGACGGAAUUUUACCACUCACGGAAUGGUGGAAGGAACGAGAACGGUAGGAGAUGGGAAAAGAACAAUGGCAAUGUGUUUGAACGUUAGGUUUCUGUUAUUGUUUUGUUUCUUCGAUGUUUAUUAACCUGUUUUAUGUUACUCGCAGUUUAGUUUUUUUUUGUUUAGUAUUUUACAGAGAAUAUUCAUUUUCUUUGUUUAACGUGGCAAGCAGAAAAUUCAUAUUUCGAAAAGCUGGUUUUAUGCCACUUCGGUUGUUCCAAGAAUCGUCAAUAAUUAUUCGCGAAGAUCAUGAAGUCAUGAAAUAACUUCAAAUAACUAAAUCAGCAUUCAAUUGGUUGGUCCAAACUCUACUUGAUUGUUAGCUAAAGGUAGAUAAACAACUGGGCCUAGUUUGUGAAUCAAUUGAUAAGAUGGUAGCCAUGUGCCAUGGCUCAUGGGAUAUGUUCUUAUUAUGAUUGCCUUCGUCUUCUUAUGCUCCCUAUCAUGAUGUUCUCUCAGAUACGCAAAUCUAUCAUCCAAUGCAAGAGUAGUGAAGCAUAGUGAAAGAAUAAUUAAUUUUGGUAGGGUCCAGAUUUCAGCCUUUCAAGAUCACAUUUUUCGGUAAUCAUCGAAGUUUAGUUCAACAAUCGUCUGACGUCCACCGACUAUUUGACACAAACGGACUAUCAAAACGUCAUUCGCGAAGUCGAAGCAAAUUCUGCUCUUCCCUCCUAUGGGAAACCCCAUUUCUAUCUGUCAGAGUUUGAGUGAAACAUGACCGCCAUCUUCUCCUCUCUGUUGCUCUACUGUAAAAACCCAUAAAUAACUGUCAUUGUUUGUGUGAAGAAUUUUGCUUCGACUUCGCGAAUGGAAAUGUAAUCUACUUACCAAAGAUUCUCAUCCAUCCCUGCAGUGAGGAGAGAGCUCUCGAUGUCCUACUUCUCAUAUGGGUGUUCUGAAUCUUCGCCUUUGGAAGCACAUAAAACCUGCAAAGGGAAGGCUCUGAUUAUUAUAAUUUUAUGUCCUCUGCUAUGAACAUCACAGAUCCCGCUACCAAGUAUUGAACGGAGCAUUUUCUGCUCAAACAGGCCGAGAAUUCGAUAAUUUACCUCUAAUUAAUAAUUUACCUCUGAUUAAUGGGUUGACUGGAUAGCUCAGCUAUGUGUCCGUGUUUGUAAGUUGCGAAACUUUCGUUGACUACGCAAAUUGUAGAAAUUCCAACUUGCAGCCACAGUACCUCUUUGUUCACUUCGCGUGUCACAUGUCACGAGUGUUCCGAAUAUUAUGGACUCAACAACCUCAAAUUGCUUCCCAAUCAUUUCCAUUGCGAGACCAAGAGCAUUUGGGUUGCCUCAUUUUUCGACAGCCACCAAAUGCUUGCUUUUGACAAAUCAUAAACAGCCCAUUUGAAACAAAAGACAAGAAGACAAGAAGCCCUUGGAUAGCUUUCUAUCCUGAUUCGGUUUGUGUGAUAUUCCGGAAAGCUCGUGUUUCAGGAUUCAUAAAAGAAAUAGCACAUCUUCUGUCGGUAUUUAUAAAGUAGAUCAUAUCUCAGGAUGGCGUUCCGGAACUGUUGUGCCGUUGUCCCGUACCUGAGUGAAGUUCGAAAUCAAACCGAAAUCGAAAUUUGCUGUCAUGAUGUCAAUUAUUUGAUCACUUUACAGUUGAUCUCGUUUUGUAUGGAUUAACGGAAAUUAUUAAAUUAAGCAGAAAUGAGAGCAUAUUUUUACACUGUGGAAUAAUACUUUAGCUGUCAAUGAAAUCAACAUGAUCAGGAACAGAAAAAGUCACUUCAACUAAAUACAUACUCAAACAGUUGACAUCCUACACACAAUCUAGUAGCCUGUCCUUUACAAAUUUGAAUGUGCGAAUAUUUAAAUAGGAUGGCAUGUGCAUGAACAGCAGCAAGCGUCGACUCUUGGUGUCAGCAUUGUUGUGUGCGGUGUCAAAAUGGAUCUUCAAGCUUGGCACAUUGAUAUUCAAUUUGAAGACUCAAAAUAUGAAUAUAAUGGAUUUAACAUUUUUAAGUCAGUACGCUUUUUAUACCGAAGUUGGAUUUUUCUUCAGAUACAGGCAACUUACCCAACUUCGGGAAUUGGGCGCUGGAUUCGCCGAAAGAUGCGCUAAACAACGCAUUAUUGUCGCGCUUAUCUUUUUCUAGAAUGCUGCGGCGGUCUUAUACUCGCAGGCUCGACUGCGAAGGUAAACGUCAAGAUAGCCGCCGUGUUAAAAGAUAGGCAGAAUUUUACCGCGCAAAACAAAACCACGUGCUUUUCACGAAAUGAAAACAGUGUUCGAUUGUAUUAGUGAGAGGCAACCGGAGUCAUGGAGUACAUGGAGAGUGUUUAUCAUGGCAAGUGCAUACGGUGGGUGAGAUUUUCAUUGAUUCUGUUGUGUUUAGUGACCGUUGCGAUUACCUGAGAAGCAACCAGCAGGAAGCCGCAGUAUUCUAUUUUAUCUCGAGAUGCAUAAUAAUUAGUUUGACAGAUAAAACCGUGCCUGUUGGCUAGUCUCUGAUUUGACGUUGGUGGAAGUCAGCUGCACCCACCGUUCCGAGCAUUUUGAUCAAUGUGGUAAAUAAGAAUGCGUGAAUGCACUUCAUCAGCACCUUCUUAUAUACCACAGCUUCCAAAGUCAUUUCAGUUGAACGAUCGAUGCUUUCCUGGAUGUUUUUCUUCAUUUUGCAAGCAAGCACGGUGUUGGUGGUCUUAGAAGCUCGAGAUUUGUUCUAAUCUAUCGUCUAAUCUUUGUCUACCGAACAUGGCUUCCGAUGGUGAGGAUCCGUUCGGUGCGGAUGGGUUCGGUGUAGACCUGUAUGCCUGUAUGUAUGUUAACAGGAACAGAUCUAAAGCUUCUUGAAUUGUGUUCUUCCCUUCACGAAUUUUCUUUGUAGCUUUUUUAAACGUGUAAACGAACCUUUCUACCUGCCCGUUGGAUUGUGGGUAGAACGGUGCGGUAAUGACGUGCUGUAUUCCGUUGAUGCAGCAAAAUUCGGCGAAUUUUGCACUCGUAAAUUGGGUGCCGUUAUCUGAGACGACGGUUUCUGGCAUACCUAGCCAUGCGAAGAUACUACGAAGAAUUCAAGAUGAUUGUUGCUACAGCUGUGAUGCGACUUGUCUGCACAAUCUCCGGACAUUUCGAGAACGAGUCAACUACGAGAAGGUAGUAUUCGCCGUCUAGCAGUCCUGCGUAAUCAACACUUUGGCCAGGGAAUAGGAUUAGUGCCUUGGAAUAACGAGUCUAUCACUAGAAAGAAUACAAUCUUCAACGGUAGUGUUGGACUCGCAACGGAUGUACAACUUUUGCAACUCCCCAUCCGUUGUGCUCGACGAAGCCUUCUUCCAUCCCUGCUGAAUGGAGUCGUAAGCCUUGCUGAGAACCAGAUCUUUCUCGGUGCCAUUUUGAACUUGGUUAAAACUGAGCGGUAGAACCACGUAGAACGUUGAAUGUUUCAAAGGCUGCCGACCUUACAUCAUCCCCAAGUGAAACUGCUGCUAUUACAUAGUCCUCAUCCGGGUUGACAUGCUGGUUAAUUAAGCGAGACAAUACAUCCACUUGACCAAACAUUUCCGUAGCCA
Armigeres subalbatus is the source of this 12149-nucleotide messenger RNA. RefSeq names its product mucin-2 (gene tay). The coding region runs from base 1792 to 7614 and encodes 1940 amino acids. The record is from RefSeq and is a predicted model, not a curated record. The transcript is spliced from 11 exons. Lineage: Eukaryota; Metazoa; Arthropoda; Insecta; Diptera; Culicidae.